UUUGCAUGCGGGGCACUUAGGGCCGGCUGCAGUUUGCUCUCUACUCAUCUUCUCCCCUGAUUCAAAGCUGGUGUCCGUCAGUGCUCCUCCAUCUACUUGUGGCCACUGUAACUGCAACCCAGCUAGAGAAUCAUGGUUGCCGCAUCCAUGGGUAUCUCCACGAGAAGCCUUAUCCUGCCCACUCAUCCUUCAACUUUCACGUCAAAGAAAGCACACCCAUUUACCAUCGUAUGCUCUUCUAAUUCUUCUCUCUCCACGGACGGUUCUGCUGUUGGGUUGGCUGAAAAACCAUGGAAGACGGCUGAUGCAAGGCUUGUUCUUGAAGAUGGUUCAGUUUGGAAAGCAAAAUCUUUUGGUGCUAAAGGAACCCAAGUUGGGGAAGUGGUUUUCAAUACUUCAUUAACAGGAUAUCAAGAAAUACUUACUGAUCCCAGUUAUAAUGGACAGUUUGUGUUGAUGACAAAUCCACAUAUUGGCAAUACUGGCAUUAAUUUCGACGAUGAAGAGUCAAGCAAGUGUUUCCUUGGAGGUUUAGUAAUAAGAAGUUUAAGUAUCAGUAUUUCAAAUUGGAGAAGCACAAAAUCGCUGGGUGAUUACUUGGCUGAGAGGAACAUAAUCGGAAUAUAUGAUGUUGAUACACGUGCCAUAACACGAAGACUAAGACAAGACGGAAGCCUUGUAGGCGUGUUGAGCACAGAAAAAGAUAAAUCGGAUGACCAACUUUUGGAAAUGUCUCGCAAUUGGGAUAUAGUAGGUGUUGAUUUAAUAAGUGAAGUUUCCUGUCGAGUCCCUUACGAAUGGAAAGACAAAACUGAUACGGAUUGGGACUUCAACUCAAAUGGGAGAGAUGGGAAAACCUUCCACAUUAUUGCUUAUGACUUUGGAAUAAAGCACAACAUACUUAGACGGUUAGCAUCUUAUGGCUGCAAAAUCACUGUGGUUCCUUCGACGUGGCCAGCUGGUGAGACCUUGAAGAUGAACCCUGAUGGAGUUCUUUUCAGCAAUGGACCAGGAGACCCUUCUGCAGUUCCUUAUGCUGUGGAAACUGUGAAAGAGAUAGUUGGAAAGGUUCCGGUUUUUGGAAUUUGUAUGGGCCAUCAGCUGCUCGGUCAAGCUUUGGGUGGUAGGACUUUCAAGAUGAAGUUUGGUCACCAUGGUGGAAAUCAUCCUGUUCGAAACCUUAGAAAUGGAUGUGUCGAGAUCAGUGCCCAGAACCAUAACUAUGCGGUCGACCCUAAAUCACUUCCGGAGGGUGUGGAGGUGACACAUGUGAAUCUGAAUGAUGGAAGUUGUGCAGGUCUUGCCUCUUCUAAGCUAAAGCUUAUGUCACUUCAGUACCAUCCUGAAGCAUCUCCAGGACCACACGAUUCCGAUUAUGCAUUUGCUGAAUUCAUACAGCUUAUGGGAAGAGAAAAACAAAGUGUAUGAUCGAUUGGUUGCUUUAAAAAAGGUUUUCUGUUGCGGAUGAGGAAUAUGAGUCGCAUCACGAGCCCUAUAUCUGAACAAAACUUUAAAAUGCAGGAAAAACUUGUGUUAAAUCAUUAUUUGGUUACUGUCAGGGCUAAUUAUGAGUGAAAGCCUGCACUUCUCCUAAAAUUGUUUGUUGAUAAUAACAGUAGGUUUGUUAUGGAUAUAAAAUAUUUGAUCAGAGACCAAGGAGCCAUUCCUAUAAGUUCUUUUUUAUUUUCA
Molecule: messenger RNA, 1689 nt
Organism: Impatiens glandulifera
Lineage: Eukaryota; Viridiplantae; Streptophyta; Magnoliopsida; Ericales; Balsaminaceae
Product: carbamoyl-phosphate synthase small chain, chloroplastic-like
Exons: 9
Coding region: 133-1428 (431 amino acids)
Biological process (GO): L-glutamine metabolic process; L-arginine biosynthetic process; 'de novo' pyrimidine nucleobase biosynthetic process
Cellular component (GO): carbamoyl-phosphate synthase complex; cytoplasm
Molecular function (GO): carbamoyl-phosphate synthase (glutamine-hydrolyzing) activity
Source: RefSeq, a predicted model, not a curated record